CAAAAACACAAGCCGAAGAUAUCGGCUGUAGCAGAAACCUCGGCAGAGUCUCCUGUCGAAGAAUUUCUCCCGAGAAAUUACCUGCAUCAUCAAAAAUGCUGUCCAAAUUCAUCAGGUCCGUUGUGCAACAGGGCCAUGCAAACCAGUACAGCGCAUGGUCAGGUGCCCGAAAUACAGCCUCUUUGAUGUGGACAGACUUCUGGGAACUCUCAAUGAGAGCCUUGGCACCUUUUAUGACCUCUUCAGUAAGGAACAGUGGAACAGCAACUGAAGCAACCUUUGAGACAAGACCCUACAAAUUGCACAAACUUGAGACGCCCCCAAACAGCACGACGUCAUGCACUCGGGACGAAGCCCUCACUUUUUAUACGCAGAUGCAGAUGAUCAGGAGAAUGGAGAGUGCUGCUAGCAACCUCUACAAGGAAAAGGCUAUUCGUGGAUUUUGCCAUUUGUACAGUGGCCAAGAAGCUAUUUGUGUUGGUAUCAAGGGAGCUCUGAGGGCACAAGACUCUGUCAUCACUGCCUACCGAGACCAUGGAUGGGCGUACGUCAUGGGUUGCAGCGUCACAAGUAUCAUGGCAGAAUUGACGGGAAGGACACAAGGAAUGGCCAGAGGCAAAGGAGGUUCCAUGCAUAUGUACGCUAAGAACUUCUACGGUGGUAAUGGUAUUGUAGGUGCCCAGGUGCCUGUAGGUGCCGGCAUCGCCCUCGCUAACAAGUACUUGGAGAACAAUGGUAUCAAUGUCAGUCUUUAUGGUGAUGGAGCUGCCAAUCAGGGCCAGCUUUUUGAAGCAUACAACAUAGCCAAGCUGAUGAAUUUGCCAGCCGUAUUUAUUUGUGAGAAUAAUGGUUAUGGCAUGGGUACUAGUGUUGACCGAGCCUCAGCCUCAACCAACUACUACACUCGUGGAGACUACGUGCCUGGAAUAUGGAUUGAUGGUAUGGAUGUACUGAGUGUGAAGGAGGCCAUCAGUUACUGCGUAGAGCAUUGCACUUCUGGAAAAGGACCUUUAGUCCUGGAGGUCGCAACAUACCGCUACCACGGUCAUUCCAUGUCUGACCCUGGUACAUCUUAUCGUACACGUGAUGAAAUCCAGGAGGUCCGUCAGACCAGAGAUCCAAUCAUGCUCUUUAAGGAACGCAUUCUGUCUGCAGAUUUGGUUACAGCUGAAGAGCUCAAGAAAAUCGAUGGUGAAGUGCGCAAGGAAGUUGAUGAGGCUGUCAAGAUUGCAAAGACAGACAAGGAAAUUGCUGUCCAGGAGUUGGCGGCUGAUGUUUAUUCUAACCCUCUGGAGAUUACCAUCCGAGGCACUACUCCUUAUGAUCCAUACACACAUCAGCGUCUCAGCAAAAUUAUUAACCAACAUUGAUCUGACAAAAUGUCCAGCACUUCUUGCUUUAGAAGGCUAUGUAGACAGCAGGUUGUUUCUUUAAGUAGUUCCAUGUGUGACAAGUAUUUCCAUCAUCUGUAGACUUUCAAAUGUAUUUUUGGCACAAUGUACUAGAAUGUUAUGAUUUGCUGUUGAAAGAUGAAACCUUCAUGGAGUAUUAUGUUGUUAUUAAUGUAAUUUUUUAUCUUUUUAUAAAAUCUCAAAUAACCAUAUUGUUUUUUUUUUUCUUCUAUAGGUGUUCUGCAUUUUUUACUGUUUCUGUAGGAAAACCAGUUAAUCAAAUUGUUAUUCAAUAUAUAGCAAAUCAUUUUAGGAAAUUUUUUUGUGUCCACUGGAAUCAUCAGCAACCAUAUGUUCAGAUUAGGUAGUUUUCAUUAAAAAUAUAUAUAUUGCUGAAUAAAGAUGUAAAUAUAAUUUUAAGACAGUUCUGUAUGAUAAAAUGAAUAUG
Molecule: messenger RNA, 1839 nt
Organism: Penaeus vannamei (Pacific white shrimp)
Lineage: Eukaryota; Metazoa; Arthropoda; Malacostraca; Decapoda; Penaeidae
Product: probable pyruvate dehydrogenase E1 component subunit alpha, mitochondrial
Biological process (GO): pyruvate decarboxylation to acetyl-CoA
Cellular component (GO): intracellular membrane-bounded organelle
Molecular function (GO): pyruvate dehydrogenase (acetyl-transferring) activity
Source: RefSeq, a predicted model, not a curated record